This is a messenger RNA of Peromyscus eremicus (cactus mouse), 4941 nucleotides long. RefSeq names its product RB transcriptional corepressor like 2 (gene Rbl2). The transcript is spliced from 22 exons. Gene Ontology annotation, molecular function: RNA polymerase II transcription regulatory region sequence-specific DNA binding. NCBI's taxonomy places the organism in Eukaryota, Metazoa, Chordata, Mammalia, Rodentia, Cricetidae. The record is from RefSeq and is a predicted model, not a curated record. Bases 74 to 3481 code for a protein of 1135 amino acids. Gene Ontology annotation, cellular component: chromatin; nucleus; transcription regulator complex. Gene Ontology annotation, biological process: cell differentiation; negative regulation of G1/S transition of mitotic cell cycle; regulation of transcription by RNA polymerase II.
GCGCUUCGCGGUUUGAAUGGCUGCCGGCCCCGGCCUUGAGCGCGUCUGAAGAGCCGCGGCCUCGGGGUGCACCAUGCCAUCUGGAGGCGACCAGUCGCCACCACCUCCUCCUCCUCCUGCCGCAGCCAGCUCGGAGGAGGAGGAGGAGGAUGGCGACGCCGCUGACGGCUCACAGCCCGCGGGGUCCCCGGGCUCUCAGAUCCAGCAGCGGUUCGAGGAGCUGUGCAGUCGCCUCAACAUGGACGAGGCGGCGCGCGCCGAGGCCUGGGGCAGCUACCGCAGCAUGAGCGAGAGCUACACGCUGGAGGGAAACGAUCUUCAUUGGUUAGCAUGUGCCUUAUAUGUGGCUUGCAGAAAAUCUGUUCCAACUGUAAGCAAAGGGACUGCUGAAGGAAACUAUGUGUCUUUAACUAGAAUCCUUCGGUGUUCGGAGCAGAGCUUAAUUGAAUUUUUUAACAAGAUGAAGAAGUGGGAAGACAUGGCAAAUCUACCCCCACAAUUCAGAGAACGUACUGAAAGAUUAGAAAGAAACUUCACUGUUUCUGCUGUGAUUUUUAAGAAAUAUGAACCCAUUUUUCAAGACAUUUUUAAAUAUCCCCAAGAAGAGCAACCUCGCCAGCAAAGAGGACGAAAGCAGAGGCGACAGCCCUGUACCACGUCUGAAAUUUUCCACUUCUGUUGGGUGCUUUUUAUAUAUGCAAAAGGCAACUUCCCCAUGAUUAGUGAUGACCUGGUGAACUCCUACCAUCUCCUGCUGUGUGCAUUAGAUCUAGUGUAUGGAAAUGCCCUGCAGUGUUCUAAUCGUAAAGAACUUGUGAACCCUAAUUUCAAAGGCCUAUCUGAGGACUGUCACCCUAAGGAUUCUAAACCUUCCUCUGACCCACCUUGUGUCAUUGAGAAGCUCUGUUCCUUACAUGAUGGUCUAGUGUUGGAGGCAAAGGGAAUAAAGGAGCAUUUCUGGAAACCCUAUAUUAGGAAACUUUUUGAAAAAAAGCUCCUCAAGGGGAAGGAAGAAAAUCUUACUGGCUUCCUGGAGCCCGGCAACUUUGGGGAGAGUUUUAAGGCUGUUAAUAAGGCUUAUGAAGAAUACGUGUUAGCCGCUGGGAAUCUGGAUGAACGGAUAUUUCUUGGCGAGGAUGCUGAGGAGGAAGUUGGGACUCUCUCAUGGUGUCUGAAUGCUGCCUCGGGUACAGAGAGUGCUGACCGAACGCAGGUGAAAGACAUCUUACAGCAGCAUCUUGACAAGUCCAAAGCACUUAGAAUCUGCACACCACUGACUGGCGUGAGGUACGUUCAGGAGAACAGCCCUUGUGUGACCCCCGUCUCCACAGCUGCAUAUAGUUUAAGUCGUCUCCACGCAAUGCUGAGUGGCCUCAGGAAUGCACCCAGUGAGAAGCUGGAGCAGAUGCUCAGGACAUGUUCCCGAGAUCCAACUCAGGCUAUUGCUAAUAGACUGAAAGAGAUGUAUGAAAUAUAUUCUCAGCAUUCCCAGCCAGAUGAGGAUUUUAGUAAUUGUGCUAAAGAAAUUGCCAACAAAUAUUUUCGUUUUGCAGAAAUGCUUUACUAUAAAGUAUUAGAGUCUGUUAUUGAGCAGGAACAAAAAAGAUUGGGAGACAUGGAUUUAUCUGGUGUUCUGGAACAAGAUGCAUUCCAUAGGUCACUCUUGGCCUGCUGCCUUGAGGUUGUCACUUUUUCCUAUAAGCCUCCUGGGAAUUUUCCAUUUAUUGCUGAAAUAUUUGAUGUACCACAUUAUCAUUUUUAUAAGGUAAUAGAAAUAUUUAUUAGAGCAGAAGAUGGUCUUUGCAGAGAAGUGGUCAAACACCUCAAUCAGAUUGAAGAACAAAUUUUAGAUCAUUUGGCAUGGAAAACAGAGUCCCCACUGUGGGACAGAAUUAGAGAUAAUGAAAACAGAGUCCCUACGUGUGAAGAGGUCAUGCCACCUCAAAACCUAGAAAGAACAGAUGAAAUUUGUAUUGCUGGCUCUCCCUUAACCCCAAGAAGGGUGAGUGAAGUACGCGCUGAUGCUGGAGGACUUGGAAGAAGUAUAACAUCUCCAACCACAUUAUUUGAGAGGUACAGUUCCCCAACAGUCAGUACUACUAGAAGGAGACUAUUUGAGAAUGAUAGCCCUUCUGAAGGAGGCACAUCCGGGCGCAUCCCCUCCCAACCCCUAGUCAAUGCUGUCCCUGUGCAGAAUGUAUCUGGGGAGGCUGUUUCUGUCACACCAGUUCCUGGACAGACCUUGGUCACCAUGGCAACAGCUACUGUCACAGCCAAUAAUGGACAAACAGUGACCAUUCCUGUACAAGGUAUUGCCAAUGAGAACGGAGGGAUAACGUUCUUCCCGGUCCAAGUCAAUGUUGGGGGCCAGGCCCAAGCGGUGACUGGCUCUCUCCAGCCCCUCAGUGCUCAAGCCCUGGCUGGAAGCCUGAGUUCCCAACAGGUGACAGGAACAACUUUGCAAGUCCCUGGUCAGGUGGCCGUUCAACAGAUUGCCCCAGGUGGACAACAGCAGAAACAAGGCCAGCCUUUAACCAGCAGCAUUAGAACCCGGAAGACGAGCUCGUUAUCACUUUUCUUUAGAAAGGUUUAUCACUUAGCAGGUGUCCGCCUUCGGGAUCUUUGUGCAAAACUAGAUAUUUCAGAUGAACUGAGGAAAAAAAUUUGGACCUGCUUUGAAUUCUCUCUAAUGCAGUGUCCUGAACUGAUGAUGGACAGACAUCUGGACCAGUUGUUAAUGUGUGCCAUUUACGUAAUGGCAAAGGUCACAAAAGAAGACAAAUCCUUCCAGAAUAUCAUGCGUUGUUACAGGACUCAGCCACAGGCCCGGAGCCAGGUAUACAGAAGUGUUCUGAUAAAAGGAAAAAGGAAAAGAAGAAAUUCUGGCAGCAGUGACAGCAGAAGCCACCAGAAUUCUCCAACAGAACUAAAUAAAGACAGAGCCAGUCGAGACUCCAGUCCAGUUAUGAGGUCAAAUAGCACCUUACCAGUUCCACAGCCCAGCAGUGCCCCUCCUACACCAACUCGACUCACGGGUGCCAACAGUGACAUUGAGGAGGAGGAAAGAGGAGACCUCAUUCAGUUCUACAACAACAUCUACAUAAAACAAAUCCAAACAUUUGCCAUGAAGUACUCGCAGGCAAACAUGGACACUCCUCCCCUCUCUCCCUACCCAUUUGUAAGAACAGGCUCCCCUCGCCGAAUACAGUUAUCUCAAAAUCAUCCUAUCUACAUUUCCCCACACAAAAACGAAGCAAUGCUUUCUCCUGGAGAGAAGAUUUUUUACUACUUCAGCGACAGCCCAUCAAAGAGACUGAGAGAAAUCAACAGUAUGAUACGGACAGGAGAGACUCCAACUAAAAAGAGAGGGAUUCUCCUAGAUGAUGGCAGUGAGUCACCGGCAAAGAGAAUCUGCCCAGAAAACCAUUCUGCUCUGUUACGUCGUCUCCAAGAUGUAGCUAAUGACCGAGGGGCACACUGAGGUUAGUCUCCAGUAUGGAAACUGUCUUCACAGGAACUGCUUAGCAGUUAAUGCAUGCAGGAUUAUGGAACCUUGUUCCUUAAUCCAGCACUUACUAGAGCCUGGUAGAAAAGGGAAGCUCUCUGACUGGUGUAGCGGUAUAUACCUGUUAUUCCAGCACCCAAGAGGACCAGGAGUUUGAGGCCAACUUGGGCUAUAUGUAACCCUGACUCAAAAGCAAAAAAAAGGAGGACAUUUUGGUGAGAAAUUAGACUACUUUGGGAUAGUUUUAUUCAUCCCAAUUGCUUCUCCCCUAUUAUUUAAUGCCUAUCUUCAACACUGCCCAGAAUCCAAAUCUAGAUUUUUAACUCUGGUAAGCUUUUACAAGUACCACAGAAAACAACUCUUUAGUAAAAGGCCUGUGUAGGUAUGCCCCAGCAGAGGAACUGUAUUUAAAUUCAUUCCUAGCUGGGUGGUGGUGCACGCCUUUAACCCCAGCACUUGGGAGGCAGAGGCAGGCCUCUGUGAGUUCAAGGCCAGCCUGGGCUACAGAGUGAGUUCCAGGACAGCCAGGGCUGUUACACAAUGAAACCCUGUCUCUUUCAUUCCCACUUGCAUAUGGUUAGGUCCAACCAUAUGUUUUAGGAUGAAAAUACCUGAGACAUUUACAUUCAUGAAACAGAACAGAGGGGAUGGCCCAGACCUGGAAGUCUCCAGGCACUUGCCUAAGGCUCCUGUUCCCUUUGCGCACUAUCCCUUCCCCAGUAGAUAUGGUACAGUGCGAAAGUUGUGCAAUGUCUGAAUGAACCUGUGUAACUGGUGGCACUUUAGGGCUGUAAAAUGCAUGGCGCUGUAACCCAGAGUUUGCUGUAUAUUUAUGAUGGCACUUUCUAUAGUGUGGACCUUAGUAGAUACAAGACUUCUAGGCUAAAAAGCCAGUGUUUUCUUAAAGGACUUGAUGUAGCUACAUGUUCUGGCCAUGUAUAAAAUGCUCCAAUUUGUGGUAGUGGCAUAAACAUAGGGAUCAUCUGACUAAGUAAAAAUUUUUGAAUCAAGUUGAAUUGAGAAUUUGAAAAAUGAUGACCACUUCCUUUUGGAGGUAGUCAUCCAAAGGAAAGUUAUCUUUAAGGAUAUUCCUGGAAGUUAAAAAAAAGGUUGGAGAAUUUAGGUUUUUAUUAGUACAUAGUACCAUUUAUACAAAUUAGAAAAUUAUUUAACAGCUAUUGAUUACCUACAUAUAUCUUUAUUAUUCAUUAUUGUUCCAGUCGUUUUUAAGUUGGAUUAAUAAUCCUAAGGAGAACAUUCAAUUGUAAAUUGGAUCGUUAUAAGCAAAGUUACUAGGUAACUUCAUACUGCUCUAAAUAGAACUUGCACUGUCCACUAGAGUAGUGCUGUGCAAAGUACUUACAAAACCUCUUGGGAUUGCUACUGUAAUUUUAUAUGAAAAUAUGUGUAUUUUUCAAUAAAGCACUUAUAAGUUA